Molecule: messenger RNA, 2368 nt
Organism: Saprolegnia parasitica CBS 223.65
Lineage: Eukaryota; Oomycota; Saprolegniomycetes; Saprolegniales; Saprolegniaceae
Exons: 1
Source: RefSeq, a predicted model, not a curated record
AUGGACUACUCGACGAUCCAGCAAGACGAAGUCGAAGCGCUUGAAGCCAUCUUUGACGCCCCCGCGACAACCUCCGACGACGGCGUCGUGACGCUUGCACUGCCAUCAGUCGGCACGUUUGCGUUUGCCCGCUCUCCGACAUACCCGAUUGACAAGGCGUGCCCGCGCAUCUUGAUUUCGCGUCUGCACGACAAGUACGCUACGCUAGCGCGCAUGCCGGAGGUCAUCGCUGCCAUGGAGGCGGCAGGUGCCGCGGCUGUCGCCCACGGCCAAGUGUGUCUCUUUGAGAUGGUCGACGCUGGCAUCGCCGCGCUUCGUGCCCAGCGCGACGCUGCCAAGGAAAACAAACCGCCGCCACCAGCGCUCUCGCGACGGUCGUCCAGUAACAACAGCAAGCCGCCUGCGCCCGACAAGCCGAAGAAAAAGGCGCCCGCAGCGACGUCGCCGAAAGCCGAGAAGAAGUCGAUGCGCACAGCGACAGACGUCAUACACCGCAUCAUGUGGGACGAUAGCAUCACGCAAACCGAAGUCAUUGUCGGGUACCUCGAUCGCUUCAUUGGCACGGUCGAGCGCAACUUUGCAGCGUUCAACUGGGCCGACAUUUCGACCUUGUCGCAGAACGAGACGGCAAUCCCGCAGCACCGGAUCCAGUACUUUAGAUGGCGCGACGAGAUCAUCUGGGACAAGCGCGUGCGCCUCGACCGCGUCUUUGGCUCGUCUGGCCACGACGUGAUUGCGUUCUCGCCGUCAACGGCCGCCCCUGCACCGUUGUCUGCCGUCGCCGCCGAGAGGCCGGCCAAUGUCACGUUCCACGCCAACACGGAUCGCCCAAACACCUUUUUGUGCUUUCGUAUCACGGACACCGCCGUUGUCGACACCUGCAAGCACGCGCAAGCCGCGAUCGUUCGCGGCGACCCGCGACUAGCACCGUCGGCGCUCGCACCGGCACGCUUUCACUGUACACUGCUGCUGAUGCGCCUCAAGUCGCUCCACGAGAUUGCCGUCGCCCAGCGCGUUUUGGCCGAGUGCCAGGGUUUACUGCACACGCUGUGCGCCUCCAGCGUCCGCAUCGACGGCGUCAGUGCUUUUGGCAACCGCGUCGUCUACGCCAAAGUGGCGCCGCACGACGGGCUCUUGACGCUCGUGGCGACGCUGAAGGCGCGGUUCGCAGCCGCCGGAAUUUCGCUCGUCGGCAACCACGACGUGUACCAGCCGCACGUGACGCUGUGCAAGCUCUCGCGGGACCUCAGUCGCUCCGUGGCGACGAUCGAUGCGCGGUCGUACGCGGCGUACGCGUCGCACGACUUUGGGUCGCAGGCGAUCGCCGGCAUGCACCUCUGCGCCAUGGGUAACAACGGCUACGUAGCGCCCGACGGAUUCUACCAGCAGAUCGUGCCGCCCAUCGCCAAUGUUGCACUGACGAUCACGGCGCCAUGUGAGCCGUACAGUAUCGUCACGACGAAGCUCGCUUACGUGUCCUCGACGACUUCGCCUCUGGUGUCCUCGCCUGCGGACGUGGCGUAUGCAGCGAUUUUUCUGGACAAGACGUCGCAACAGCGUCUUCUGAGCGCGCUGCCGCCAGUGCACGCCAAAGUGCUCUGCGACCACGUGACGGUCGCGUAUGCCCCGAGUGUCGACGUCCUCUCGGCGCUGCACCUCGGAACGACAGUCAAGCUGCUCGUGACGGGCGACGUCUGUGACGCCGAGACGCAAGCUGUGCGCGUCCAGUGCCCAGACGUUGGUGCGUGGACCAACGGCCCGCACCCGCACAUUACGAUCUCGAUUGCGCCGCAUGGUGCCGCCAAGAACAGCGCUCGCCUCUUGGCGUCGAUGGCCGUCAACAAGUGGCAGACGCCGCUUGCGCUCUCGGGCGCGGUGGGCCUCCGCGUUGGAUCGUUCUCGCUGACGACGUUUGCGGCCUGCGCAGAGGUCCUCGCACCAGUUGCCACGGACGCGUCGUCGACGUAUGCGCUCAAGUCCCCUGCUGUCACGUCCGUGCACGUGUUUGAUUUUGACUUGACGCUUGUGCGUGCCCCGGUGCGCCACCACGGCGAGUCGGUCUUGACGCCGUCCGAAGUCGCGUCGAUCGGGCCCGACUGGUACAAGUCGCCCAUGAGCUUGCACCCGCGGCAGAAGCUGUUGCCGCUGCCCGCGCUCUCGCACAUGAAGGACGUGCUCGGUGCAACGACGUCGACCGGGAUCUUGCUCACGGCGCGCCUCGAGCCGCUGCGCGACGCCGUGCUCCGGGUGCUCGACACGUUUGGUGUCACGCCGGACGCCGCCUUUUUCAAGCCGCUCUCGCAGCACCAGGUCCUUCAUGGCGACACGGUCGCGCUCCGGGCCGCCGAGAACGCGGCGUACAAGAUCA